Messenger RNA from Polistes dominula (European paper wasp), 753 nucleotides. Its product is annotated as piggyBac transposable element-derived protein 4-like. NCBI's taxonomy places the organism in Eukaryota, Metazoa, Arthropoda, Insecta, Hymenoptera, Vespidae. The record is from RefSeq and is a predicted model, not a curated record.
AUGAAGCCGAGUAUUGUCAUGUUACAAAAUAACUUUAUUGUGUCUUUCGAGACUGUUUUACUAAGCUAUUAUAUACUACACCAAGCUGGCCCUACCAAAUACAAAGCWUUACCUUAUAUCCGAAAAACUACAGAUUUUAACGGACAGUCCAAUGACAAUUUAGGAAAAUCAGGAAGUGUCGUUAUGACACUCUUAGAACCAUAUCUUGAACAAGGCCAUACCGUAUUUGUCGAUAAUUGGUAUGCAAGUCCCGCUUUAUUUACAAAAUUACAACCAUUAAAAUGGCAUGACAAACGCGAUGUUUGGAUGAUAACAACUUGCCAUUCGGUAGACAUCGUUGAUAAAACUAAGAUAGAUUAUCGUACCGGACUACCAAGACAAAAACCGACCUGCGUCAUUGAUUAUAAUGCCAAUAUGGGAGCCGUUGACAACAUUGAUAUGGUUUCAAAAUCGGUUGAAUGUAUUUGUAAAAGCUUAAAAUGGUAUAAAAAAUACUUUUUUCACAUGCUAGACAUGAUURUGUGGGAUGCAUAUAGUUUAUUCCAAUCAGCAACUGCGACAAAAUUACCGUUUGCCAAAUUUCAUUCAACUCUUAUAAGACAAUUAUUGCAAACAUACGGGAAACAAACAUUAGAUAUGAGAUGUUCAGUUUCACGAAAUAAUAAUAAUCCUKAAAGACUUWCUGAAAGAGAACAAGAAACGACUUCCAAUUACUUCGUAGCACUUCGUACUUCAGUGUCAACUACUCAGUAA